CCCCCAAUAUAAAAUCAUAACCUGAAAUUGCGUGAGCCGCUAUAGUUACGAUUCCCUCCACCCUAGAUUCUCAUAAUUGUGUUUCCCCUCUGCAAAGGCUUUAUUCUUCAUUCGCUUCGUUGAAUUUCUAUCUUCUUUUGAUCUGAACGGAGUUUGGUAAUCCAGUUUUCGUCUUCUGUUGAUUCAGGAAAUCUUAGUUUUUGAAUUGCGUGACUGAAUGAUCUAAUGGAGUCUAAAGGUGGGAAAAAGAAGUCCAGUAGUAGUAAGUCUUUAUUCUACGAAGCUCCUCUCGGUUACAGCAUUGAAGACGUUCGACCAAACGGUGGAAUCAAGAAGUUCAGAUCUGCUGCUUACUCCAACUGCGCUCGCAAGCCAUCCUGAUAUACUCACAAGCGUGCCGUCUGACCACUAGUAGUGGUUAAUAAAACUGUUAUUUGCUUUGUUAGUUAGUUUUAGAUUAUUUCCCCGACCAACUUCUUCCUCUUCUCUCUUCGUGGCUGGUUUCUUUACAUUGCGUUCUCCUGAUUUGGCGACUUUGUAAUUCGGAUAAAGUUUGCAGUCCUUGGUUGAAUCACAAUGGCAGUGUCUGCAAUUGGAUUUGAGGGUUAUGAAAAAAGGCUUGAAAUUUCCUUUUUUGAGCCUGGCAUCUUUGCUGAUCCUGAAGGAAAGGGUCUUCGGGCACUUACCAGAGCCCAGUUGGAUCAGAUUCUAGGUCCAGCUGAAUGCACCAUUGUUUCUUCAUUAUCUAACAAGCAAGUGGACUCCUAUGUCCUUUCUGAGUCUAGCCUCUUUGUCUAUCCAUACAAGAUUAUAAUCAAAACCUGUGGGACAACUAAGUUGCUUCUUGCUAUCCCACCCAUCUUGAAAUUGGCUGGCAGUCUAUCCCUUGCUGUAAAAUCUGUUAGGUAUACUCGUGGGAGUUUUAUUUUCCCUGGUGCUCAGCCAUUUCCUCACCGAAACUUCUCUGAAGAGGUUGCUGUUCUUGAUAACUAUUUCGGAAAGCUUGGCGCUGGUAGCAAGGCUUGUGUAAUGGGUGGGCUGGAUAAACAGAAAUGGCAUGUGUACUCUGCAUCUGCAGAACCUGUGACCACCACUGGCCCGGUUUACACUCUAGAAAUGUGCUUGACUGGUUUGGACAGGGAUAAGGCGUCGGUUUUCUACAAAGACCAAUCAGGCUCCGCAGCUGUGAUGACCAUUAAUUCUGGCAUAAGGAAGAUCCUUCCAGAGUCUGGGAUAUGUGAUUUUGAGUUUGAACCCUGUGGUUACUCGAUGAAUGCGAUUGAAGGUGCUGCAAUUUCUACUAUUCAUGUUACCCCAGAAGAUGGGUUUAGCUAUGCAAGCUUUGAAGCUGUGGGAUAUGAUCUGAAAGAAAAGAAUCUGAAGCAGUUGGUCGGGAGGGUGUUGCAAUGCUUCAAACCGAGUGACUUUUCUGUAGCAGUUCACGUUGAUUUUGGUGGUGAUCAGUCACUUGAGCAGAGCUGCCUGCUGGAUGUAAAAGGAUACUGUUGCGGAGAGAUGGGCAUUGAAGGGCUUGGAAGUGGAGGUUCCAUGAUGUACCAGAAAUUUAGCAGCACUGGUGGCUGUGGAUCACCAAGAUCAACUCUGAAAUGCUGCUGGAAAGAGGAAGAAGAGGAAGAAGAGUAGUUGAAAAUAUCUUUUAUGGUUUUAUGUUUUUGUUUUCUAUUAUAAAUAAAUUGCUCCUCCUGGUUAGGAUGCAUGGCGUUUGGGUAUUUUAUCUUUUAAUUCGUGUCAUUAUGACUUGGUAUGAAAUAGUUUUAUUAUAUAUAAGCUGGAUCUCUUUUAUAUCUUAAA
Messenger RNA from Gossypium arboreum, 1812 nucleotides. Its product is annotated as S-adenosylmethionine decarboxylase proenzyme-like. The record is from RefSeq and is a predicted model, not a curated record. Lineage: Eukaryota; Viridiplantae; Streptophyta; Magnoliopsida; Malvales; Malvaceae. The coding region runs from base 577 to 1644 and encodes 355 amino acids. Gene Ontology annotation, biological process: spermidine biosynthetic process; spermine biosynthetic process. The transcript is spliced from 4 exons. Gene Ontology annotation, cellular component: cytosol. Gene Ontology annotation, molecular function: adenosylmethionine decarboxylase activity.